GUAAAAGUAGAGUUGUCCCUGAAAUAAUUACGUUAAGAGGCAUUGCUGCUUGAACGCCUCCCACACAUACCGGUAUAGCGGUAUAGCUCAAGUACAACAGCCCAUUGACCUUGCCCUGGCGUUUAACACCUUCCUUGCAUCCGCGUUCCAAACCCGCCUGCCAGGAACUACGCUUUCUUACAACAAGCACUAUUAACCUCUCUUUUCCAGACUUAAGCACUCAGUGUUGCAACCUCGGCAACCGCAAACCUCCGGCAACAGCACGCGACCAAGGAAACGCUCCAUGGCGACGGGACCCGCUCCGCCCCUGCAAUACCAGCCGGGAUUUGGUAACGAGUUCUGCUCCGAGGCGCUGCCGGGGGCGCUGCCGCGAACCCAGAACAGCCCCGCCCAGUGCCCCUACGGCCUCUACGCCGAGCAGCUGAGCGGCACCCACUUCACCGCCCCCCGCUCAUCCAACCGCCGCUCCUGGCUCUACCGCAUCCGCCCCUCCGUCACCCACCAGCCCUUCCACCCCGUGGACUUCCCGCAGCAGGCGCUCUCCGCGCACUUCUCCGCCGCAUCCUCCGCGCUGCUCACCCCCAACCAGCUGCGCUGGCGGCCCUUCCCGCUGCCCGCCGAGCCGGUGGACUGGGUGCGGGGGCUGCUCACCCUGUGCGGCAGCGGCAGCGCCUGCUCCAAGGAGGGGUUCGCCAUCCACGUGUACACCGCCAACCGCUCCAUGAGGUCGGCCGCACUCGCCAAUGCGGACGGCGACUUCCUCAUCGUGCCACAACUGGGCGCUCUGCGUCUCAAGACGGAGUUCGGGCUGCUAGACGUGGCGCCGGGGGAGGUGGCGGUGGUGCCGCGGGGGGUGCGGUUCGCGGUGGAGCUGCAUGCGGAGGCGGCGCGGGGGUACGUGCUGGAGACCUUCCAGGGCCACUUUGCGCUGCCGGAGUUGGGGCCCAUCGGGGCCAACGGACUCGCCAACCCACGCGACUUCCUGCACCCGGUUGCCUGGUACGAGGGGGGCCCGGCUGCUGCUGCUGGGGGGGGUGCCGCUGAGGGGCCGGCUGCUGGUGGUACUGCUGCUGCUGCUGCUGCUGCUGCUGCUGGUGCCCCCGGAGAGGUGUGCUACCGUGUGCUCCACAAGCUGGGUGGGCAGCUGUUCGAGGCGCAGCAGGCCUUCUCGCCCUUCAACGUGGUGGCAUGGCACGGCAACUACCUGCCGUACAAGUACGACCUGGCUCGCUUCUGCCCCGUGAACUCCGUCGCCUUCGACCACCCAGACCCCUCCAUCUUCACCGUCCUCACCGUACCCUCCUACACGCCAGGCGCGCCCCCCACCGCCGACUUCGUGGUGUUCCCGCCCCGCUGGCUGGUGGCGGAGCACACCUUCAGGCCGCCCUACUACCACCGUAAUACGGCGUCGGAGUUCAUGGGCCUCAUCCGCGGGCAGUACGAGGCCAAGCAGGACGGCGGCUUCCUGCCCGGUGGAGCCUCGCUGCACACCUGCAUGACGCCGCACGGACCCGACACCGCCACGUUCGAGCGGGCGACGCAGGGGGCGGAGGAGGGGCCGGCGCGGCUGGGGGAGGAGACGCUGGCUUUCAUGUUCGAGACCAACGCCGUCCCACGGGUCACUCCCGCCGCCCUGAGCUGCCCCUGCGUGGACCGAGACUAUUACAAGUGCUGGGAGGGGCUGCGGAGCCACUUCGACCCCACAGCGCUGCCGCCGGGAUUUGAGCCGCGGACUGGGAAGAAGGGAGGCGGCGAGGGGUCCGAGGCGGCGCAUGCGAACGGUGCAGGUGCCGAGAACAAUGGGGGCGUCGCAGCGGCGAGCAAGGCAGCGGCGGGUGCGGUGCUGGAGGCGUAAGGCGUGCAGUGUGCGAGGAUGUGUGUGGGGGUGCGAUGCGGGUGGUAGGGUGGGGCGCAUUGAGCCGGCUGCUGCCGCUUUGUUGCUGCUGCCUUCCCUUCCCCGGCGGUUGGACGAGGGGGGCGGCGCCUAGAGUCGUGGCGGGUGCUGGGCUGUGUAUCAUAUAGCAGCUUUGUAAGGUGGGAGCUUGCCUUACGGCAAUCUCCCGUGUAUACUAUCUCCGACUUUAUAGAUUUAUAGUCGUCCAUACAGAUUAAGAGUGACGUUGCCAAAGCAGUGACCGACCCGGCGGUGUUGCUGGAUGGCGAGGCGGGUGUACGACGAUAAUUGAUGUACAGCAGGUCACGGAACUGAAGACGUGCGUCUGGUGUACGAUAUUUGCUGGAUUGAUUGCUGGCCCCUUCUGUUGACUGGUUUAUGACAACCGUUGCGUUUGUAGUUACAUAGGAAUUAUCCAUUGAAUAGUUUGUACCGCUUAAAACUGAGUAGGUGCUCGUGGAUUGGCAGUUGAGGGGAAGAAUGCGAAAUCGCCUUGCAGUUUUGAUGUUGAAAUUUGUCUCACGGCCAUGGUAUUUUUGCCCCCAAACGCACUCCCAACGAAAGCCAUGCAAUGGUUGGGAAUACGAUACUAAUGGGGGCUUAGGAAGCACCACAGUACUCCAUAUGUAUUUCUACGCCCGCAGCGGCCGUUGCUUCCGCACAUGUAUACAUUCAUUGCGCGUUGUUUUCUUGUUGUUACCGUAUUUCAUGCUUGGCAGUUGACAUACCCGGUUGUUGUUGGUGCAAACUUGUGUCCAAGUGCGCACACUGCAGGCUCCCAGUGCGGCCCUGCAGCCCAGCAGACGCACGGAGGUGUCCUGUCAGGUGUCUUUAGUGCAAGGCAUGAGCCCGCGAAUAGGUGAUGUUUCACGGCUGAAGCUCUGGUGCGCUCGCUAGGAUGGAUGCCUGCAUGCCGCCGGCCAAGGCUUUGGGUAUGUUUCGCACGGUAUGUGCCGCAGACGGGCGCAUGUGAUGUGUAAGAGAAAGAAUGCUAUCUCCCGUAGAAAGGCC
Messenger RNA from Astrephomene gubernaculifera, 2905 nucleotides. The record is from the annotation of a GenBank genome assembly. NCBI's taxonomy places the organism in Eukaryota, Viridiplantae, Chlorophyta, Chlorophyceae, Chlamydomonadales, Astrephomenaceae.